Molecule: messenger RNA, 2068 nt
Organism: Thecamonas trahens ATCC 50062
Lineage: Eukaryota; Apusomonadida; Apusomonadidae
Exons: 2
Coding region: 1-2028 (675 amino acids)
Source: RefSeq, a predicted model, not a curated record
AUGCCGUUGCAUCCGCCGCAACGCCCCCGUCGGCCAUCGGAAAAGCUGCGGGACAUUCAGGCGGUCCGCGAGGCUACAGCACAACCGCCACGGACCAGCUCGGCACUGGGGCCGCCUCCGCCGACAUCACGUGCGAGAUCGGCGUCGUCUGUUGUUGCUAGUGGACAGGCUGGGGCGGCAGGCGAACGCCCUGUGCCAGGCGCGGGGCACCCAAAGCCAGGCCCUCUCCGCCGCGACAGUGCCAGUAAGCCACGGCCGGCGAACGGGUUCCGCCGCUCACGCCAGCGCACCACAUCCGAGCAGAUCCACACGUCGCCGUCGCUGCCUACCCGAGGCCCGCCACCCAAGCCCAAGCCGGGCUCGAAGCCGCGGCCGGUCCCGGGUCCGCGACCGUCUGCGACGACCGGCAAGGGGCCACGCCCAUCGGCUGCCGCCCUCACCAUUGUCUCCAUAUUCAAGGCCGAGCGGCAGUACGUCCUGCUCCUCGAGUCGAUGGUCGAGGUCCUCAGUGCGGUCCUCGCCGAUGAGCCCAGUGAUUCCAAGGGCGGGCGGCUGCUCGCGCGGUUUGACGCCCUCCUGCAGGCCAACAAAGCUCUGUUUGUCAAGCUCUCAGGCCGCGCAGACACCCCGUUCUCGGUUGUUCAAACCUGUACCGCCUUUCUCGGCACCAUGCCGCGGCUCUAUGCCUAUGCCGACUUUGCGCGUCAUCGGGAGCUGAUGAAGCGAUACCUGGCGACGGAAAUGCCAGCCAAGGCGUCGUCCGAGCUCAACCGAUACCUUGAGAGCAAGGCCAUUUUGCCGGAAAUGUUGUUCUCCAAGCCGCUGGCUCAUUUCAUGCUCUACCCUCGGCUGGUCUCCAAGCUCCAGACAUGCGAGUUGCUCUCGGGCGCGGACAUCAGCGCCAUCAACGAAGUUCUCGGCCGGCUCAAGGACCUCAAGAUGGCAGUCCAGGAGCAGGCAUCGAUCUCGCGCGGCUACGGUCGAGUCGAGGACGAGCUGGCGAUGAUCGAGCCGGUACCCGAGCUCACCGGCAUCCUCCAUCUCGGCCAGAAGCUUGUCGAGGCCGGCGAGACCAUUGUGUUUGAGCUAGGCCUCGACGAGCUGAUGCACACGCCGCGGGCGCCGUCCAAGACCGUCGACUCGUAUCCCGCGCGCUUCUGCCUCCUCACUGACUCACUCCUCAUCCAGCGCCGCAAGCGCAAGGUCAAGAACCAUCGUAUUUACACGCUGCAGCUCAAGCUGAGCGCUGCAACGCUCGCCAUGGAGCGCGAGCUCGACCAUGACCGCGACGCCCUGAGAGUCCACGACCACAAGCACCUCCUCGAGCUCCUCUUUGAGUCCCCCGAGCGCAAGGCCGAGUUUAUCGCCGGCGUCGAAGAGGUGAAGCGGACAUUUGCCACCCAGCACGCGCUCUCAUCAUCAUCAGCGUCGCUCACGCUCGAUGGCUCACUCGUCCCGGGCCACGCGGGCGCCGACUCGUCGUCGUCGUUCCGCCUUCCGCUUAUCGAACUAGGCUCGCAGCACGACGUCGCCACUGUUGUCUCGAGUAUUGCUCGCGUCCGCGACGUCGCCACAUGUGAGUCGCUGCCGCAGCUCACGGCGUACGUCCAAAGUCUCGACGUCGCCAUCGAGGCGCUCUCACUCGGCGCUGCCGUCAGCGACGACACCACGCUCCGCCCGGAGCGCGACCAACGCACAGUUGUCAUGGCGGCCUACGAGGCCCGCGAGACUAUCGCCGCCAACGCUCGCCUGGACGCGAUCUUGGAGGACGCCGUCGGUGGCAAGCGGCCAACGCCGCCGGCCCGUCCGCCAGCGUCGUCAAAGCCGCCACCGGCGGCGACAGCUGUCCUCGCUAACUCGUCCAGCCGCACGCUUGUUUGGGACAGCUCGGUUACCUCGGUCGCCUUUCCUGGGCCCGACGGACUUGUCUGUGUCAACCCCCGCGCGCUCGAUAAGGACCAGCUUGUCAAGGCCUAUCUCGUUGCUGUCAACGAGCUGGCGCGUAUGCGCGCGGCCUCGCGCCCGUAGCCCCGACUCCCUGAGCCAAUACAUCCGCCGAUGCUCACCC